ACUCUUCAGCGAUCAGCCGGUUUCUCCAAGAAGCACAAAAAAUUCUAAUAUCACUCACACAUUAUAAUUCUCAAAGAAUAUUAUCAGAAAAUACAGAGAAUGUCAUUUUCUUUAGUGCGUAAAAUUUGUGGUCAUUCCCAGACGUGGCGACAGAUUGAAGGGACUUUUGUGAGGCAUUUGAGCUUAUCAUCUUUAGCAGCAAUGAGAUUCAUCCAGUACAGGAAGGGAAAAGAAGACACCACCCGUCUGGGUGUCUUAUCAGAAGAUGGAAAGAAGAUUACAUCUCUGUCUUCUUAUGGGAAUGACAUGAUAGAAUUCCUGAAGAAAGACGUUGACCUCGGGGAGAUUUCCAAGAAGGUCAGUGGACUUCCUUCGGAAGAGAUGACAGGUGAUGUAACCCUGCUGUCUCCAGUGUCAAAUCCCGAGAAGAUUGUCUGCAUUGGCCUGAACUACCGUGGUCACUGUGAGGAGCAGAAUUUGACUCCUCCCGUUCGUCCCAUGUUCUUCAGCAAAUUCGCCAGUACUCUCGUGGGCCCCACGGGAUCAGUGAUAGCCCACGAGAUAAGCACACAAAUCGAUUGGGAAGUAGAACUGGCCGUUGUCAUUGGAAAAACUGCCAAGAAAGUGCCGAGGGAGAAGGCUUAUGACUACGUCUUUGGCUAUUGCGUGGCUCAGGAUAUCUCUGCCAGGGAUUGGCAGAAAGUCCUGAACAACAAGCAAUUCCUCAUUGGCAAGUCAAUGGACACCUUCUGCCCUCUGGGUCCGGCGAUUGUCCACAAGAGUCUCGUGCCAGAUCCUCACAAUCUCAAGAUUCGCUGCAGCAUCAACGGAGUCCAGAAACAAUCAGGGAAUACCAAUGAACUCAUCUUCCGGAUUGACGACAUCAUCAAUCGUCUUACUCAGUCAAUUACCUUACGUCCGGGCGACGUAAUCCUAACUGGAACUCCUGGAGGCGUGGGAAUGUUCCGCGAUCCACCAGAGUACCUGAAGCCGGGUGAUGUUAUUGAUAGUGAAAUCGAGAUUCUCGGAAAAAUGACCAACCCAAUUAUCAAGGAUGAAUAGUACCUAAAAAUCUAUUUCUUCUAAAUGUUUUUCCACAAGGUUAAUAAAUGGUGCAAAUCAGUAAUAA
Molecule: messenger RNA, 1129 nt
Organism: Phlebotomus papatasi
Lineage: Eukaryota; Metazoa; Arthropoda; Insecta; Diptera; Psychodidae
Product: fumarylacetoacetate hydrolase domain-containing protein 2
Exons: 4
Coding region: 100-1062 (320 amino acids)
Molecular function (GO): hydro-lyase activity
Source: RefSeq, a predicted model, not a curated record